Drosophila subobscura is the source of this 435-nucleotide messenger RNA. RefSeq lists its product as uncharacterized. Lineage: Eukaryota; Metazoa; Arthropoda; Insecta; Diptera; Drosophilidae. The coding region runs from base 52 to 435 and encodes 127 amino acids. The record is from RefSeq and is a predicted model, not a curated record. The transcript is spliced from 2 exons.
AAAAUCGCUGAGAUUUCCCCCCGCGCGCACUCGCACAAGAAAACGAAUGAAAUGUCUUCUGCCAGUGAGAUGAGCGAGAUGUCGGUGGCAAUUUUAGUGGGCGCUGUGGCAAUCCUUCUGGGCGUGGCUCUAUAUAUCAUUGUUAAACGUCGGCGGCGUCUCAACAGUGCUCUGGUGCCCUAUGCUAGACGCUCGCUGGUCCGUGUGAAGGUGCCGCGUCCGGAGCCCAUUGAAACGGAGGACGAAAGGGAGACGCGUGAGUAUCUGCAGGAGCGGGCACGCUUCAUCCAUCAUCCGCCGGUGGAUCUGGGCAACAAUACGAUGCCGCUGGAGUUUCAGGUCCAAAUGAAGAUCAUCGUCCGUCUGCAAGCAAUGUACCGUGAUGGGUUGCUCUUCCCUCACCAACUGCCACGCCAACGCUGGGCGCGUCGCUAA